Molecule: messenger RNA, 988 nt
Organism: Zonotrichia albicollis (white-throated sparrow)
Lineage: Eukaryota; Metazoa; Chordata; Aves; Passeriformes; Passerellidae
Product: feather keratin 1-like
Cellular component (GO): intermediate filament
Molecular function (GO): structural constituent of cytoskeleton
Source: RefSeq, a predicted model, not a curated record
CUUUACUGAUGGCCUGUCUGGAGAAGACAUUGCCCCUCCAUGUGCUCUCCUGAUUCAUGUCCAGGUGGGCUUUGGCUUUCCUAAAGCCUGGCAAACAUCCCCUCCAGAGCAAAGGGCAUCAAGGGGAAGAGAGCUGGAGCAUUGGCACAGCCUGGCUGCCUGGACAUGCUGCAGCUCAUGACCCUUGCAGAGAACAGAGAGAGAGGGAAAAGAGAGAAGCAAGUGAAAAGUCCAUAAAAAGCAGAUUAUUUGGAUGCCCUCUGACAUGUGCAGUGUGAGACAAGGACUUUUCCUGCAAGGGGUGCUGCAAAGAGCUGCUUUUCAUUGCCCUAAAGAGACAUUCCCAGCCUUCAUCUAGCACUUGGGUCAUGUGCCCUUGCUGACAUGGUUCUGCCUGGGAUAUCCUUUGUUUCUCAUCACAGAACAUGAAAGGAUCCUGCAAUGCAGGGCAGGAAUGUUGGAAAUGAGGAAAUUAAAUGGCAGCGUAGAUGGAAACAAAAUGUGAAUCGCUGCCCCUAUAAGGGAUAUUUUCCUUUGAAGAUGAGUCUGUUCAAAAAUUACCACCCUUGUGCAGGACUAUGGGCCUGGGGCAAUGCACGAUCUGUAUAAAAGGAGGCUCUUCUCCCCAUUCUCACAUCCACUCCUCUCACCUCCAUCUCCUUGGAACAAGGUGCACCUGCAGCCCCAAGCCAUGUCCUGCUACCCCCGGUGCCAGCCCUGCCAGCCUUGUGGGCCCACCCCUCUGGGCAGCAGCUGCAAUGAGCCCUGUGUCAGGCAGUGCCAGGACUCCACCGUGUUCAUCCAGCCCUCGCCCGUGGUGGUGACCCUGCCUGGGCCCAUCCUCAGCUCCUUCCCCCAGAACACCGCCGUGGGAUCCUCCAGCUCUGCUGCUGUUGGCAGCAUCCUCAGCUCUCAGGGAGUGCCCAUCAGCUCUGGGGGCUUUGGCCUCUCUGGCCUGGGCAGUGGCAUCUGUGGCCUCCCCUGCUGA